This is a messenger RNA of Ochotona curzoniae (black-lipped pika), 3397 nucleotides long. RefSeq names its product collagen type VI alpha 2 chain (gene COL6A2). The record is from RefSeq and is a predicted model, not a curated record. Bases 41 to 3112 code for a protein of 1023 amino acids. The transcript is spliced from 28 exons. Lineage: Eukaryota; Metazoa; Chordata; Mammalia; Lagomorpha; Ochotonidae.
UGUGCAGCGACGGCGCCGCGCGGACCGGUCAGCGCCCACGAUGCUGACCGUGCAGCAGGGCCCACUGCUGGGCCUCCUGCUCGGAGGCCUCCUGGGGACCCUCCACGCCCAGCAGCAGGAGGUUAUCUUGCCUGAGACCUCCACCUCUGAGAGAACCAACAACUGCCCAGAGAAGGCCGACUGCCCUGUGAACGUUUACUUCGUGCUGGACACCUCGGAGAGCGUGGCUAUGCAGUCCCCCACCGACAGCCUCCUGCACCACAUGCAGCAGUUCGUGCCGCAGUUCAUCAGCCAGCUGCAGAACGAGCUGUACCUGGACCAGGUGGCGCUGAGCUGGCGCUACGGCGGGCUGCACUUCUCGGAUCAGGUGGAAGUGUUCAGCCCGCCUGGCAGCGACCGCGCCUCCUUCAUCAGGAGCCUGCAGGGCAUCCGCUCCUUCCGUAGGGGCACCUUCACUGACUGUGCGCUGGCCAACAUGACUCAGGAGGUGCGGCGGCACGGGGGCCGUGGCGUGAACUUUGCCGUGGUCAUCACCGACGGCCAUGUCACCGGCAGCCCCUGUGGCGGCAUCAAGCUGCAGGCCGAGCGGGCCCGCGAGGAGGGCAUCCGGCUCUUCGCUGUGUCCCCCAACCGCAACCUCAACGAGCAGGGCCUGCGGGACAUUGCUAGCACGCCCCAUGAGCUGUACCGCAGCAACUACGCCACCAUGCGGCCCGACUCCCCCGAUAUCGACCAGGACACCAUCAACCGCAUCAUCAAGGUUAUGAAACACGAAGCCUACGGAGAGUGCUACAAGGUGAGCUGCUUGGAGAUCCCUGGGCCGCCAGGCCCCAAGGGCUACCGUGGACAGAAGGGUGCUAAGGGCAACAUGGGUGAACCAGGAGAACCAGGACAGAAAGGGCGACAGGGAGACCCCGGCAUCGAGGGGCCCAUUGGAUUCCCCGGACCAAAGGGUGUUCCUGGCUUCAAAGGAGAGAAGGGUGAAUUUGGAGCCGACGGCAGGAAGGGGGCUCCCGGUCUGGCUGGCAAGAAUGGAACCGAUGGACAGAAGGGCAAGCUGGGGCGCAUUGGCCCUCCAGGCUGCAAAGGAGACCCUGGGAACCGGGGACCCGACGGCUACCCAGGGGAGGCAGGAAGCCCCGGUGAGCAAGGAGACCAAGGUGCCAAGGGGGACGCUGGCCGCCCAGGACGCCGAGGGCCCCCAGGGGACAGCGGGGACAAAGGAAGUAAGGGAUAUCAAGGCAACAACGGAUCCCCUGGAAGCCCUGGCCUGAAAGGAGCUAAGGGUGGGCCAGGAUCCCGCGGCCCCAAAGGCGAGCCUGGACGCAGGGGUGACCCUGGAACCAAGGGCAGCCCAGGCAGUGAUGGUCCCAAGGGGGAGAAGGGAGACCCCGGUCCAGAAGGACCUCGGGGCCUGGCGGGAGAAGUCGGCAACAAAGGAGCUAAGGGAGACCGUGGCUUGCCUGGACCCAGAGGCCCACAGGGGGCUCUUGGGGAGCCUGGGAACCAGGGAUCUCGAGGAGACCCAGGUGAUGCAGGGCCACGUGGAGACUCAGGACAGCCGGGCCCCAAGGGAGACCCAGGCAGACCUGGAUUCAGCUACCCCGGACCCCGCGGGGCACCGGGCGAGAAAGGCGAGCCAGGCCCCAGGGGCCCUGAGGGUGGCCGAGGCGACUUUGGCAUGAAAGGAGGCCCCGGGAGGAAAGGAGAGAAGGGAGAACCGGCUGAUCCUGGCCCCCCAGGUGAACCAGGCCUUCGGGGGCCAAGAGGAGACCCAGGACCUGAGGGUGAGCCCGGCCCCCCGGGAGACCCCGGCCUCACGGAGUGCGAUGUGAUGACCUACGUGAGAGAGACUUGUGGCUGCUGCGACUGUGAGAAGCGCUGUGGCGCCCUGGACGUGGUGUUCGUCAUCGACAGCUCCGAGAGUAUCGGCUACACCAACUUCACGCUAGAAAAGAACUUCGUCAUCAACGUGGUCAAUAGACUGGGGGCCAUUGCCAAGGACCCCAAGUCAGAGACAGGGACGCGUGUGGGCGUGGUGCAGUACAGCCAUGAGGGCACCUUCGAGGCCAUCCAGCUGGAUGACCCACGCAUCGACUCCCUGUCCAGCUUCAAGGAGGCUGUCAAGAACCUCGAGUGGAUUGCAGGUGGCACCUGGACACCCUCAGCCCUCAAGUUCGCCUACAACCAGCUCAUCAAGGAAAGCCGGCGCCAGAAGACGCGUGUGUUUGCUGUGGUCAUCACGGAUGGGCGCCACGACCCCCGGGAUGACGACCUGAACCUGCGGGCGCUGUGUGACCGCGACGUCACCGUGACGGCCAUCGGCAUUGGGGACAUGUUCCAUGAGAGGCAUGAGAGCGAGAACCUCUACUCCAUUGCCUGUGACAAGCCACAGCAGGUGCGCAACAUGACACUCUUCUCUGACCUGGUGGCCGAGAAGUUCAUCGACGACAUGGAGGAUGUGCUCUGCCCAGAUCCACAGAUUGUGUGCCCGGAGCUUCCCUGCCAGACAGAGCUAUACGUGGCCCAGUGCACACAGCGGCCAGUGGAUAUCGUCUUCUUGCUGGACGGCUCCGAGCGACUGGGGGAGCAGAACUUCCACAAGGCCCGACGCUUCGUGGAGGAAGUGUCACGGCGACUGACACUGGCCCGUGGGGACGACGACCUGCUAAACGCCCGCCUGGCCCUGCUGCAAUACGGCAGCCAGCGUGAGCAGCAGGUGGCCUUCCCACUGACCUCCAACCUCACGGUCAUCCAUGAGGCGCUGGACAGUGCCAGCUACCUCAACUCCUUCUCGCACGUGGGUGCAGGCAUUGUGCAUGCCAUCAACAACAUUGUGCAGCGCGCACAGGGCGGGGCACGCCGUCAUGCUGAGCUGUCCUUCGUGUUCCUCACGGAUGGUGUCACAGGCAACAACAGCCUGGAGGAGUCUGUGCAUUCCAUGCGUAAGCAGAACGUGGUUCCCACGGUGGUGGCCGUGGGCGGCGACGUGGACAUGGACGUGCUGUCCCAGCUCAGCCUGGGCGACAGGGCCGCCAUCUUCCGUGAGAAGGACUACGACAGCCUGACACAGCCCGGCUUUUUUGACAGGUUCAUCCGCUGGAUCUGUUAGCCACACCCCCAGCCCCAUCCUGUCCAUGGUGCUAUCCUUACCAUAGCUCGGCGAGUCCCACGCGACCUUGACUCAAAGUCUGUUCCCCAGAGAGGCUGGAGGGGGGAGCCACGCCCCACAGCCCAUGCGCCCACCUCCCGCUGCUCCUACCUGGCAUCCCAGAACCCACCCACCAAGUCCCUCUCUGGCAUGGCUGGCCCCCACAGCCUCUGCUGCCCUGUAUCUCCCUCACCCCACAGCCCUUCCUAUAGCUCUUGCUGGCCCCUUCAGAAGCCCAGGCCCUGC